This is a messenger RNA of Ctenocephalides felis (cat flea), 1659 nucleotides long. RefSeq names its product COP9 signalosome complex subunit 1-like. Lineage: Eukaryota; Metazoa; Arthropoda; Insecta; Siphonaptera; Pulicidae. The transcript has 2 exons. Gene Ontology annotation, cellular component: COP9 signalosome. Bases 143 to 1567 code for a protein of 474 amino acids. The record is from RefSeq and is a predicted model, not a curated record.
UUACGUUGAAUGUUUGUUUGUUUAGCUAUAUAAAUCAAAUAAAAACUUUAAAUGAUAUUUAUCUAAUUGAUUUUAAAUUUAUCUAAUUAUGUUAACAGUGUAUUGUAAGGUUAUGAUGACUGAAAUGUCAUUUUGCGUGUGAAUGAAAUUCGAGUUCAGUAGAAAAGCAUUUGUAAAUAUGAAUGCGGUAGAACCUAUGCAAAUCGACGCCCCUCCCGAAGAUAACGAGAAUAAUGAAGAAGAAACAUACAUUGUGGAAAAUCCAACAUUGGAUUUGGAUGCUUAUGCUAGCAGCUACACAGGCUUAGCAAGGCUACAUCGGCUCAUUUACAUAGCAGAUCACUGCCCUUCAUUAAGACAAGAGGCUCUGAAAAUGGCUUUGAUGUAUGUCAUGACAACCUAUAACAUUAACUUAUACCAACACUUGCAUAAGAAAUUGGCAGAGACAGCGGGUCCCAAUCUACCAGAUUUAGCAGCUCAAUCAGCAUCCCAAGAUAUUCCAAUCCUAGAUAUUCAGUGGGUUGAAACAAAAGGUAAAAAAGCAGCGUUGAAAUUAGAAAAACUCGAUACUGACCUUAAGAACUACAAAUCUAAUUCAAUAAAAGAGAGCAUUCGUAGAGGCCACGACGAUUUGGGGGAUCACUACAUGGACUGUGGUGAUCUAUCAAAUGCUCUAAAAUGCUAUUCGAGGGCACGUGAUUAUUGUACUAGUGGAAAGCAUGUUCUUAAUAUGUGUCUAAAUGUUAUUAAAGUAUCUGUUUAUCUUCAAAAUUGGUCCCAUGUUUUAAGUUAUGUUUCAAAAGCUGAAAGUACUCCAGAUUUUGCUGAAGUUUUGGGUAAGGAUUUAAAUCAAAUGAUCACAACACGACUUAAAUGCGCUGCUGGGCUUGCUGAAUUAGCUACAAGAAAAUAUAAAUCUGCUGCUAAACAUUUUCUUGCUGCUAGUAUAGAUCAUUGUGAUUAUACCGAAUUGUUGUCUCCAAGCAAUGUGGCAAUAUAUGGUGGGCUGUGUGCACUUGCUACCUUUGACAGGAAAGAGUUACUAAAAAAUGUCAUAUUUAGUAGUUCAUUCAAGCUAUUUCUGGAAACUGAACCACAACUAAGAGAUAUCAUUAUUAAAUUUUAUGAUUCUAAGUAUGCCUGUUGUUUAAAGCUGAUGGAUGAAAUUCGAGACAAUUUGUUAUUAGAUAUGUAUCUUGCCCCUCAUGUGAACGCACUGUAUACUCAAAUUAGGAAUAGAGCAUUAAUUCAAUAUUUUAGCCCUUACAAAUCUGCAGACAUGCAUAAAAUGGCACAAGCUUUUAAUAGAUCUGUAAGUGCUCUUGAAGAUGAAUUGAUGCAACUCAUUUUGGAUGGACAAAUUCAAGCCAGGAUUGAUUCCCAUAAUAAAAUAUUAUAUGCCAAAGAUGCUGAUCAGAGAAGUGCAACAUUUGAACGAAGUUUAGCAAUGGGACGUGAAUAUCAAAGAAGAACGAAAAUGCUUAUUCUUAGAGCAGCCAUGAUCAAAAAUCAAAUACAUGUUAAAGUUAGUUCAACGGCUCCUGCUAGUUCUCUGGAACAAUUAUAGUCAUUACAUGAAAUUUUGAAUAGUUUAUUGUAACAUUUUAUGAAUUAUUUCUUUGAGCAUAACACCGCAAAACUAAAUUGUACAAAAGCUUU